AGCUGAGACUGCAAAGCUCCCGGGAAUGGUCGGAGCGGGAGAAGGACCUCGGACCGUAUUUGCUAGGAGCCCCCAGACCAGGGCAUUCUCAGCCCCCAGCUGCCCGGAGCCAGAGGUAGCCGCGGCCAGGAGCGAGAGAGAUAACACCGGCACAAAAUGACAACCCUGACAAUGACCAAGGAAGUACUCCAGGAGGAAACACGGGUACAAGAAGAAAAUUUAGCAUUAUACGAAUCCGCAUCUGCUCACAUUAUUGAGGAAACAGAAUAUGUGAAAAAGAUUCGAACUACACUAGAGAAGAUCCGAUACCAGAUAUUUAAAGAUGACAUAGGUCAUAAGAACACAAAUCACAAAUUAGAUGCAAAGCACUCUUGUCACACUGCUGAGGAUGGGCCCGAGUCCCAGGUGGAGGCCUCUCGUUCCAGUUUUGAUCUGAUGAUGGAGAAGAUGAGAGGCAAAGACCUACAACUCCUAGAAAUGAACAAAGAAAAUGAAGUCUUGAAAAUCAAGUUGGAAGCCUCAAGAGAAGCAGGUGCUGCAGCGCUGCGCAAUGUUGCCCAGAAAUUAUUUGACAGCUAUCAGAAACGGUCUGAUGAACUUAGGAAAAAGCAUGAAGAUGAUAAAAAGUUAUUACAGGUGAGCAACCUUGAAAAAGGACAGAAAUUCAAACAACAUGUAGAAAGUUUGAAGCAAGUAACUGAGAGACUUGAAGGAAAGCACAGCCAGAUCACAGAACUGGAAAACCUCGUACAGAGAAUGGAAGAGGAAAAGAAAUUAUUGCUGGAAAGAAAAGCAUCUUUGCAAAUGAAAUUGGAGCAGCUCAGACUGAACUCUAAAAAUGCUAAGAGUUGUAAGGAUCUUCAGACAGAGAUUUCCACUCUCCAGAGGCAAAUUUCCUAUUUGCAGUUUGUGAUUCAUUCCCAACAUCAGAACCUACGCAGUGUGAUCCAGGAGAUGGAAGGAUUAAAAAAUGAUGUACAAGAACAAGAUAAAAGGAUUGAGACUCUGAAAGAAAAGGUGAAUGUCCUCGAAGCUCAGAAUAAAGACCUAAAAAGCAAGAUUGAACUUUGGUCAGACAACUCCAAGUUGAAGGUAUCUAAGGGAGUUUCCACAAGUGAAUUCAUGGUGGAAGACACCUCUCCCUAUCUGAUGCUAAUUAGACUACGGAAAUAAACCUUCAACAUGUAUUGGAUUAUGGGAGCUCUAGACCCUGAAAGACUCCUUAUUACGAUGACCUCUGUUUCUGAAAGAGUUCUACUAUUUAGUAUAUUUAAAAAUAUAGUCUAAAUGAGAAUGUUAAUUUGCUGAUGUCUCUGAUCUUCCAAAGCUUACCCAAGGGUCGCUUCUGUAAAGAAGUUUUCCCCUGGUUGGUGGGAAGAGAACGUUCAGAGCAGUCAGACAAGCAUUUGGGGAAGAGCGCCGUUUCCCCAGUGCUGGGAUUUUGCCAUCCUGAACUAAUGGGGAAAUUUGCUUCUUCCCCAUGGAAAACACUUGAUUCUCUUUUCAAACUUGUUUGGUGUACUGGUUGUAAAAUAGAACCUUGCAUAUUAUAAUUGCAAAUUCCUGCAGUGCGUUUUCAUUUGAUGUGGGGGAUCAUCCCCUUUGGAUGGUGAAAGGAAAUUUGGUUGGCCAGAGGCCACCAAGAAAUGACCCCUUGGGAAUAGUUUAUUUGAGAUAAGUAACAGGAAGACUUGGGGGCCACUGAAGUACCAUUUAAUAAAUUUCUGUGCUACUGUACUCUGCUGCAUUACUGAGAAUCAGGAUUAUGACUUGAAUGCCUGACUGUGAUCUAAGACUGUCAACUUCAUUUGUAAAUAAGUGUUCUUGUUAGGGAUGACAUCAAGUGGAAAAGGAGAUACCACGUAUCUGACAGAUUUUUAAAAAUUAUUUAAGAAUUUGAAUAUGUUUAAUAAGAAAUGGGGUUUUUUUUCCAUUAAAGAAGUCAUUAUUAAAGGAAGUAGUGUGAGACAGUGAGUUAGAAGCCAGAAGAUCUGGAUCCAAACCCCAGCUCAGUCACUGUGUUGGAUCUUGAGCAGAUCACAUCAAUCCAGGCCUCAGUUUCUAUAUCUGUAGGGUGAAAGCUAAUCUCUGAGAGUCUUCCAGCUAUAGUUGCUAUAUGCUUAUGGAUAGAGUCACUGAGGUACUACCUCAUUUUCUUGGUAUAUUAAAUGAAGUUGGGAUGGGUGGAUUGAGUCGUCUCUGAAGGCCCUUCCAAGGACAUAUCUCAACAUACCAUAAAAUGCAAAAUAUCUAAAGAAUGGAGCAAUUCUGUUAAAAUUAUUUUUUUUUAAACCAGUCCUUUCACAUAAAAGUUGCCAUCAGAAUUUGCUAUAAUUUUUAACCUAGAUUGUUUUCCCCCCCAAGAGUUAUUAUUGCAUAUCCAUUGUUUGAUGUCACUACCCAGAAAGACAUUGAUCUUCGUUCCAUCAGAGCCACAGUGCCUUGGCACAUGCUCUAAGGCAUCUUAUAACUAUGGAAAACACCCUUUUCUUUUCUUUUCUUUUUACUCUCUUCUCUUCUCUUCUCUUCUCUUCUCUUCUCUUCUCUUCUCUUCU
Molecule: messenger RNA, 2555 nt
Organism: Phascolarctos cinereus (koala)
Lineage: Eukaryota; Metazoa; Chordata; Mammalia; Diprotodontia; Phascolarctidae
Gene: CCDC68
Product: coiled-coil domain containing 68
Biological process (GO): intracellular signal transduction
Cellular component (GO): intracellular anatomical structure
Source: RefSeq, a predicted model, not a curated record